Molecule: messenger RNA, 3250 nt
Organism: Ananas comosus (pineapple)
Lineage: Eukaryota; Viridiplantae; Streptophyta; Magnoliopsida; Poales; Bromeliaceae
Product: disease resistance protein RPM1-like
Exons: 2
Coding region: 247-3090 (947 amino acids)
Biological process (GO): defense response to other organism
Molecular function (GO): ADP binding
Source: RefSeq, a predicted model, not a curated record
CCACUGCAAUCGAGUGCUGAUAGGAACAAUUAAGAGAUAAGAGGUUUCUCAGUAGCUGCACUCUCCAAAUCAUUUGCCACCAAUUAUUUGUUGACCAAACUUAUCCUCAUCUCUCACUCAAUCAUCAAAACACCUUCAAGAGCUUCUUUGGUUGUUGUAUUUUCCUUUUUAUUUAUUUCCUUAUCAAAUUUGAUAUUUGGAGCAGCCCCCUCUUCAAUCUCUUCCUGAGAUCUUGUGGAAUUCCCAAUGGCGGAGGCUGUGAUUAGCGCAUUACUUCUGAAGAUCGGCAUUACCAUAGCUAGUGAAGCAACUAAAUCAGCAACAUCACGACUACUAACACGGAUAUCAGCAAUGAAAGAACUCAUGAAGGAUAUAAGUGAGAUUAAGGAUGAGCUUGAGAGCAUGCAAUCCUUCCUACAGAUCGCAGAAAGACUAAAAAAGAAGGAUGAGAGCACAAAAAUCUUUAUAAAACAAACGAGAGACUUGGCUUUCGACAUUGAGGAUAUUAUAGAUGAGUUCACGUACAAGCUGGGUGAGGAGCAAGGAGGGGUUCUACCCAGAGCAAUCAAGAGGUGCAGAAAUAUAAAGACAUGGGAUGACCUUAGCAGCAAACUUAAAGAGAUCAAAAUUAAGCUCCAAAACAUUAUGGAGAGAAGGACACGAUAUGAUACGAGAGGAAUGGAAAAUGAAGCAAGACCACUAAUAGCUGUUGGCGGUAGCAAAAGCCGUGCAGAAUUAGCACAUUUUGUCGAGGAGGAUAAUAUCGUGGGUAUUGACGAGUACAAGAACUUGUUGCUCAGAUGGUUGAAAGAUGAGGAUGAGCAGCAACGACAGCCCAUUAUAAUCUCAGUGUUGGGGAUGGGUGGUCUAGGGAAGACCACUCUCGUGACUUAUGUGUACAAUAUCAUCAAAGCUUCCUUUGAUGCUUGUGCCUGGGUUGCUGUAUCUCAAAGCUAUGAGACUCAUGAUUUGCUUAGACAAAUCAGAAAAGAGUUUCAAAGGGAAGAUCGUAAGAAAAGAGAAGUACCUAACAACAUUGAUACCAUGGAUUACACAAGCUUGGUUGCGAAAAGAGAAGUACCUAACAACAUUGAUACCAUGGAUUACAGAAGUUUGGUUGAGGAAAUCCACACUUACUUGCAGUGUAAAAACUAUAUACUCAUUCUGGAUGAUGUUUGGAGUACUGAUGUAAUGGACAAUAUAAACAAUGCACUUCUCACGAGCAAUAGCAAGAGUAGAAUAGUUCUCACAACAAGAAUUCGUAAUGUAGCUAAAUUAGCAAACGAGGACCGUAUGUUUGAGCUAAAGCAACUAGAGGGAGAUCAUCCGUGGAUUUUGUUUUGUAAAAACGCAUUUUGGAAAAGUGCAAACAAGAUUUGCCCUCAGCCUUUAGAACAAUGUGCUAAAAAAAUUGUCGAGAAGUGCGGUGGCUUGCCCCUUGCUAUCGUAUCUAUAGCCCGUCUCUUAUCAUUUCGAGAACAAACUGAUUCUGAAUGGGAGAAGGUUUACACGGAUCUUGAGUGGUAUCUAACCAACAACGAAUCGAAGCUCCAUGAAAAAGUACAUGAUGUUUUGAAACUUAGUUUGGACGAUCUUCCCCAUUACCUUCGAAAUUGCUUUUUAUAUUGUUCUAGCUUUCCAGAAGACUAUACAAUUGUAAGUGAUAGGCUCAUAAGGCUUUGGGUGGCUGAAGGGUUCGUUGAAGAAAGGGAAAGAACGAUGGAGGAAGUGGCAGAGGACUGCCUUAACGAACUUGUUCAUCGCUGCCUACUACAAGUGGUAUAUAGGAACAGAGUUGGUAGAGUUGGCGCAUGUCGAAUGCAUGACAUCAUUCGUGUGCUUGCUCUUUCCGAGUCAAAGGAGUUAAGUUUCUGCAUGGUCUAUGAGCAUUCACGGAAAAAAUUGCAGAGUUCCGAAGCACGCCGCUUGUCAAUCCUAAGCAAUAUAACUAAUUAUUGUACUGAAGACAAAUCUCAUUUGCGUUCAGUACUUGUUUUCAACAAUUCCAUGAGCUAUGAUUUACUGAAGUCAGUCUUAAGAUCAUCAAAAUUUUUACGUGUCUUGGAAUUAGAAGGAGCACUAAUCGAGAAACUACCGAGUGAGAUCUGUAACCUAUUCAACCUGCAUUAUCUUGGUUUGAGAGCAACAAAAAUUAAGGAGCUUCCAAGAUUAAUUGUGAAGCUACGAAAUCUGCAAAUAUUAGAUUUGGAACAAAGUAACAUAGAAAAGCUGCCAAAAGGAAUAACAGAGCUUCAAAAGUUGAGACAUCUAUUUUUGCCCUGCAAUUCGGGUAAGAACAUCAAGGCACCGGUGGGAAUACGGCGCUUGAAGGGCUUACAGAGUUUGUUAAAUAUUACUGCAACUAGGAAGAUCGUGCGGAAUGUAGAAGCUUUGACAGAGUUGCGGACAUUUGAGAUAACUGGCGUAAGAACCCAUCACUAUGCAGACUUGUGGAAUAGUAUCACAAAGAUGAACCAUCUUAGCGAUUUACUUAUUUGGAGUGAAGGGCGAGAAUUACAGCAGUUGGGCACCCUGCGCCUACCUCCACCUAUUCAAAGAUUACUUCUGUUUGGUGAAUUAGAGAAAAACUCACUCCCUGAGCUUGCCACGUCCUUUGGGUCUCUAACAAACCUAACCACAUUAACACUUUAUUUUGCAAAAUUGGAUGAAGAUACAUUUCCUUACCUGCAAGCACUGCCCGCGUUGAUGUGUCUUGAACUUAGGGCGGCAUAUAAUGGCAUGAAGUUGCACUUCCAAGCAUCAUCAUUCCCGAAGCUAAAGAAAUUGUUAAUAGAAUUUGCCCAGAAGCUCAGUCAGGUGGAAAUAGAAAGAGGAGCAAUGGCAAGACUGAAUAAGCUUCACCUAUACCGUUGCCCCGAGCUAAAGGAGCUGCCCCACGGUAUCGAGUACCUUACCACCCUUCGGUAUUUAUGCAUUGACCAUCCAGCAGAGGAACUUGUUGAGCUGCUUCGAGGAGGAGGAGGAGAAGGCGACCACAGCAAUGACUGGCGCACGAGGGUUCGCCACAUCCCGAAUUUUAUUAUUAGUUUCGGACGAGACGACAAGUAUGUCAAAGAAAGGAUUCAAUGAUUCCACAUCAUGCAGGUGAGUUUGGGCGCUUUUUGCAGAGCACCGGCCUAGCUUGAUGCUUUCAUAUUUUCCGCCCCAGAUUGAUCUUCUAAAUAAUCCGUGCAGGCUUGAGGAAAAUUGAAAAUGAUGGUCGAUAUAUGCAGAUAGUUAUCUUAUAUGU